Molecule: messenger RNA, 573 nt
Organism: Ziziphus jujuba (common jujube)
Lineage: Eukaryota; Viridiplantae; Streptophyta; Magnoliopsida; Rosales; Rhamnaceae
Exons: 2
Coding region: 1-573 (190 amino acids)
Source: RefSeq, a predicted model, not a curated record
AUGACAUAUGAGUUGAAAAUGAUUAAGAAAAACAAAACUGGGGAGUUGGUGAAUAGACCAACAGAUAAGCUUGUAAUUGGUGUUAAAUGGGUGUACAAGACCAAACUCAAUCUAGAUGGCUCAAUUCAAAAGAACAAGGCAAGGAAUGAUGAUGAAAUGCUACACUGGUUUAAGGAAGAUAUGAUGAAAAGGUAUGAAAUGACAGAUUUAGGAUUGCUGCAUCAUUUUCUUGGUAUGGGAGUAAUACAAAUAGGUUUAAGCAUUUUCGUGCACCAAAAUAAAUAUGCUUCUACAUUGCUAAAUAAGUUUGGCUUAACAAAUUGCAAUCCAUUUCUCACACCAUUGAUUGCAAAUGAGAAACUAAGCAAAGAAGAUGGAAGUGGAGCUGCAGAUGAAGAGUUCUAUCGGAGAAUUGUGGGAAGUCUUAUGUAUCUUACAGCUACAAGACUAGAUAUCAUGUUUGCUGCAAAUCUUCUAGCAAGAUUCAUGCAUUGUCCCACAAAGAAGCAUCUUGGCAUAGCAAAGAGAGUACUAAGAUAUGUUAAAGGCACUCUAGACUAUGGUUUACAGUAG